Phyllopteryx taeniolatus (common seadragon) is the source of this 3248-nucleotide messenger RNA. RefSeq names its product OMA1 zinc metallopeptidase (gene oma1). The record is from RefSeq and is a predicted model, not a curated record. NCBI's taxonomy places the organism in Eukaryota, Metazoa, Chordata, Actinopteri, Syngnathiformes, Syngnathidae. Gene Ontology annotation, biological process: protein quality control for misfolded or incompletely synthesized proteins; mitochondrial protein processing. Gene Ontology annotation, molecular function: metalloendopeptidase activity. The transcript is spliced from 8 exons. The coding region runs from base 419 to 1882 and encodes 487 amino acids. Gene Ontology annotation, cellular component: mitochondrial inner membrane.
GUAUAGUUUUCACGAGGUUUGGUAUUUAUCAUAAUUAAUAUUACUGCUAAUAUUAAGGGUGGUGACAGAAUUUUAAAAAACAUCUUAGAAUAAUAUAUUAAUAAUAAUAUAACAGUUUUUGACCGUGCUGGUCACGCGAAACCUUUCUUCCGAACUUGUUUCCGGGGGACUUAUUUUGCACGCUGGAACAAAUCUCCGAAACAGGCAAAAGUUGUCGCAAUGGAGUGACAUUUCUCGUCACCUAUCAAUGCAAACACCAUUCAAUGCAACGCCUUUCGGAUGAAACAACACAGGAAAAAAAUGAUAUUUUGCUACCGAAACUUCCUAAAACGAAACCAUUAGGUUACACGAAGCUCGCGUGACAUUGGCGACCAGUAGUAAGAAAAUGACGUCUCGGUGACUUCCAGUGAAGACAGCCAUGAUGUUUCCCUUAAGGGGGCUUCCCUUGUUUCACCUGACGCGACACCUCCAGGUGGUCUCUCACUCCUUCCACAUCCGCUCUUUGCAAGCCCCACUCCGGCAUGUUCGACAUGGAGCCCCUCGCGCCGGUGGGCUCGUCCUGGUUCCACAUGGCACCGCCGGGACGGUCUUGCCCAAAACUCCUGGCCUCCUUCGGUCCCCUCGAUGUGGGGCUCAGUUCCGUACCUCUACCCGGGUGGAGGCUUUACCAGCUCCUCUGAUAUGGCUGGUGCUCAAGCCUGUACAGAAGCUCAUGGCCAUCAUACUGGGCAGGAGUUUAAGGAAGUGGUGGGUGGGGCUGCCGGACGACCGGCGUCAGCUCUUCCGCCAGUGGGCGUGGCGGCGGCGCUGGCGGCUGGCGGCGGCGGCGGGCGCAGCGGCGGCCAUCACGGCCCUCCUCCUCCUCACGCACCUGGACCAGUCGCCUGUGACUGGACGCACGCGCCUGCUGGUGUUCAACAGGCAGAACUACAUGGAGCUGGCAGCCUUCACCUCGGAGGCGUACAUGGAGGAGUUUGGCGAGCUGCUGCUUCCCGAGAGCGAUGCUCGUCACCAGGCGGUGGAGCGAGUGGUACAGCACCUGGCCCGGCGCAACCAGGACCUCCCCGAAAUGGCCGACGUGGACUGGAGCGUCCACGUGGUGCAGAGCGACAACACCAACGCCUUUGUGCUCCCGAAUGGCAAAGUGUUCAUGUUCACCGGCAUGCUGGAAGCUGUGGCAGAUGUCCACCAGCUCACCAUCGUGCUGGGACACGAAAUGGCUCAUGCCUUACUAGGACACGCCGCGGAGCAGGCCAGCCUGUCCCACGUGGUGGACCUCCUGUCCGUGGUCCUGCUGGCCGCCAUCUGGGCCGUGUGUCCCCGUGACAGCCUGGCGCUGCUGGGUCAGUGGGCCCAGGACAAGCUCACGCAGUUGAUGUUCAACCGUCCCUACAGCAGAAAGCUGGAAGCGGAGGCGGAUGAGGUCGGCUUGCAGUUGGCGGCGAAGGCAUGUGCGGAUGUGCGUGCGGGUCCGGUCUUCUGGCAGCAGAUGGAGAUCAGGGAACAGCUGAGUGGAGAGCCCAGCCUGCCCGAGUGGCUCUCCACGCAUCCGUCGCACAAGAACCGCGUGGCGCAGCUGGACCGCCUCGUGCCGCAAGCUCUGGAGUUGAGGGAGCACUGCGUGUGUCCCGCCCUGCCGCCCACCGACCCCCGCGCCGUCUUCUCCAAGAGCGUGCGCGUGCUGCUGGACGAAGCCAAGGCGGCCCCGCAACCGAGUUCGGGCGGCGCGCGCCUGCCUCAACACGGGCCCGCCGGGGUGGUGGCCCCCGCGGCUCUGCUCGCUCAAUCCGGGCCACCUUUUUCACCCCGCCUGAGCCAGGGGGACAGUAAAGCUUUGGAAGGAGCCGGAGCAGCAGCUGUGCCUCCAGAACGGACUCAAUGAAAGGAGAAGCCUGUGGUACUGAUGCUACUCAGUGAUCCAUACUGUACGGUAGAUAGGGGACCCUCGUUUUAGGGUUAGGAUAGAUGCAGUCCAUCCAAAAAGUUUCCUGUACUACUGAAUUCACUCCUGAGUACCUGAUCCCAGUGGAAAAGCAAAGUUCCCCCAUUAAUAUGUGAGCAAAAACCUUUUUCACGCUUUGGUACUGCAAAAUUGCCAAACAGAGGUGAUGGUUCCCAUUGAAAUGAAUGGAAAUGCAAUUACAGCGCUGCCUUAAAAUAAGUGUGAUCCGACUUAGUCGUUCGGAGCAAGCAAACAUUUGGGCUCUGAGAGCUGGAGGGUGGCAGUGAACUCAACUCACUUCACAACAAGGAGCAGUUUGGCAGAUAGUCAACAAUUCUUCCCAAAAAAAAAGACGCUUCAAGCUGUUUAUUUCCACUGCCACUUCAAGUUUCACGUCAAACUCAACAUAAAACAAAGAGAAUCACACCUUGUGUGUGGAAAAACAACAACAUAGCUUUGCCCUAAUAAAGUCAGUUUAGCUUAAUGCUAACCAACAAUGCAAAAUGCCUUAGACAGGCUAAUGAAUAGCGUCAGCGUCGCAGUCUUAUAACCCUUUAAAGCAACGAAUAUUUGAACACAAACGGUGGGACAACACAUGUAGAUAGACAAUAUAACAAUACUCGCAGGCAUAUACUCUAUUCUUUGCGAAAAAUGAAAAAAAUAUGACAGCAACUUACUGAGUCAGUUGUGAAACUCUUCUUGUGUGUCUCCAUGUCUGUAUUAUACUAUAUUUGUCAGCCAUUCUUGUAGGGUGAAUAGUUUUAUAUAGUGGUUUUACACUUAAAUUGUGAAAUGAAUGUGUUAAAUCAGAACAAUUUUGGCAUCUGGGAUGCACACAGACUACAGAUGACAUACACACACAAACACACACAGUUGCCGGGCGGAUUUCGAGGCCAGAAAUAGAGAAAAGACAACGUGGAAGCGUCUCAAUCGACAAGGAAGCCGGGAAACAAAAGAACAUCCGCCUAUGCUGAGCUGGCAUCGUUUACUUUUAAAUCAAACCCUUGAAUUUGGGAAGGGGGCCCAAAACAAAGCAAAAAGUCUGCACUUGUUAUUCAAAUCUUGUGUUUCUUCUCUCAAGACGCCCACAGUCCCGUCUGGAAUGAUGCAGGGGAACGCUGGCAGCUAUUUCCAGGUAUCGUGAGAACGUGCAGGACACAGCUGCAUUGUGGGAGGCGCCUGCCGUGGCCCGUCAUGCACUCUGACCAAACUUUGACCUCUGCAACUCUUGUUUCUGAAUAUAUUGCAUGUGUGCGUGAAAGUGUGUGUGCAAAACGCUGCGACACAUCAAUUAAAGAUGCAGCAU